GCGGCGCCGGUUCCGGUUCCGGUGCCGGCAGCGGGGGCGAUGAGCGGGCGGGCGGGGCGGCGGCGGCGGCUGGUGCUGCACGUGGACCUCAACAACACCGUGCUGGCGGCGGACGCCGUGUCCGGGCAGGGCCCGCGGGCGGCGCUCAACAGCUUCCUGUGCACCGCCACGUGGGGCCGCGCCGGGGCUGACGGCGAGUGGCAGUGGGUGAGCGACCGCCCCUCGCUGCGAGCCCCCUGCCCCGACGCCGUCAGCUACUACUGCUGCUACGGCCGCGACCCGGCCUUCACCGAGGCGGGCCCGGGGCAGCGCUUCGGCGGCCUCCACGCGCGGUACCUGCGGCUGCUGGCCUGGCCGGGGGAGCCCCACGAGGAGCUGUCGCUGCGGGACGAGCAGGGCGAGUGCUACCACCUCCUGCUGCCCUCCUUCUUCCGCCUGCUGGACGCGCUGCACCGCGACGGCCGGGCCUUCGCCGUCGUCUUCAGGACCUUCGGCACCGACCUGCCCCGCGCGCUGCGGGCGCUGCGCUCCGCCCUGGAUGGGCAGCACCCACAGUUCCCUGCCCUGCGGGACCUGGCGCUCUCCGUGGACCUCACUCCCGGCCAGAUACGCUGCAGCAAGCGAGAGGUGGUGCUGAGGAGGGGAGCGGAGCGGCUCGCCACCCGCGAGGAUGGGAGGGAGCUCUACGACUACUUCAGCUCUUUGGAGGGAGUCGGAGGCUUCCAGGACCACUUUGACUGGUGGGCCAGGAAUCAGUUCUCCUCGCAGGGCGGGAAGCCCCUGUGGAUCGACCCCCACGAUCCCAGCGUUCACCACAUCUUCAUCGACGACAACAUCCGCCUGGACGACACGGACACCAUUGUCCGUCCCCAGGUGUUCUCGGAGCGAGGCAGCAGCAGCCCCAGGUGCGCGCCCACCUCGGAGCUGUACGACGUCUGCCUGGUGCAGACCGACCUCCUGGAGGCCAUCGCUGACGAGGACUAUUUCCUCCGCUGCGUGAGGAGGUGUGAGGAGAACUAUGACCGCUACCUGGCCCGCAUGGAGAGCAGCUCCCCGAGCCAGCAGUGCGAUGGACAGUGAUGCCUCCGCGCUGGCGGGGCCAGGGCCGAGGGGCUCGGGACGGGGAUGUGCCCCUGCUUCCUUCCUGCUGCACACAAAGUCCCGGGCUGGGCUUUGCUUUGAGCCGUCCCCUCUCCUCUCCGACGUGUGACGUGUCCACUCCAUCCUACCGGGAACCCCCCGGGCCCAAACGCAAGUGUCCCGGGAGGUUGUGUGAAGGCAACCCUGGAGGAAACUGCUUUCCUUUCCUCACAGCGGUGUGGGAGCUCUCUGCCCAGCUGGGGACCCUCUGCUGGCGGUACUGCCCCUUGUGCCCGCUCCUGGGCUAGGGCUGGGGCUCUCGGUGUCCUUCUGCUCGUGGGGCAGGGCCCUGCUGCUGCCCCGCACGCAGCCACGCUGCUGUUCAUCUCCGUUCCCGCUCCUGCGUCCUGCAGGGCGCCGGUGCCCCGGGGAAGCGCGGCGUUACCUGCGGCACGCCCGGCUGCCGCUCGCACCACGCUGUUCUCCCUGACAGCGCUGGGGACUGACUCCCUGCCACUUCCACCUGAUUUUAAAGCAAAUCUUCCUACCCGGUU
Cygnus atratus (black swan) is the source of this 1634-nucleotide messenger RNA. RefSeq lists its product as uncharacterized. The transcript has 5 exons. The record is from RefSeq and is a predicted model, not a curated record. Bases 40 to 1080 code for a protein of 346 amino acids. Lineage: Eukaryota; Metazoa; Chordata; Aves; Anseriformes; Anatidae.